Molecule: messenger RNA, 4068 nt
Organism: Strongylocentrotus purpuratus (purple sea urchin)
Lineage: Eukaryota; Metazoa; Echinodermata; Echinoidea; Camarodonta; Strongylocentrotidae
Product: flocculation protein FLO11-like
Exons: 10
Coding region: 646-4068 (1140 amino acids)
Source: RefSeq, a predicted model, not a curated record
CUUUAAGGACGGUCUUCGUGUUGAGACAACUCAAGAAGGGUGGGGAACUCUUCGCAUCAUUGCAUUAUCUUCGUUUCACUCACGACGAGUUCCAUCUUCACAAGCGGGACGAAAACGUCGCCCAAAUAUCCUCAUCAAGCCGAUGGAAAGUUGACUACAGCCAAUUUACUGUUUUUCCGAGAUUUAUAAACGUUCUGCAGACUUAACCUGUUUUGGAAUUACUUGAACAUCAUCGCUGGUAAAGAAUCAUCCGUCUCAGUCGGCAAGGCGGCUUCUCGAUAAUUAAAAUUGAAUUCAUCGGUUUUAGAUAGAGUUUCCUCCCGGCAAACCUUAUCAGGACCACCUGAAUAGCUGAAACUCGUAACUGGGUAUAGAGAAGACCUGCUGCUUGUUGUAUGAUUUAUUUUUGCUGAAUUUCAUUCGUUCAUAAAAUCAAACAUUUAUGAGGAAUAAAUUUAUAUCAUACAACACAAUUACUUGAUCAAUUAAUGUUACGCCACGCACACCAUAUCCUCUGGUAUUACUGCCCAUUGUGAGAGGAAUACACACCUCGCAGACCUGUGUCUUCAUUUUAACGUGCCGUUGGAAUAUAUAUAUGGAUAAGUUAUGCUUCCGAUAUCUGUAGCGGAAUGACGGUGGUUAACAAUGCAUUUAUUUCUCGGAUUUCUCUCAACGUUGCUGGCAAUAUGUCUCAGCAAAGCAACAGAACAGUUUUCAGAUUUGCCCCUACCUUGCAGAACAACUUCAAGCGAAAGACAGAAAGACGGUCUAUGGCUCACAGCACAAUCCCUAAACACUACUGCAAUAGAUGUGAGAUGGCACUCUCUUCCAUCCCAAGUCCAUGUCCAACUGUCCUGCACAAAUGUGGAGGACAACGUAAUAACCUUCAAGACGACAGCGAACGGAAAAGGUCACACUGUCCUUGGCGGCUUACAAGAGGGCUCUCUAUAUCACAUUAUCAUCAUAUCAAGAGAUAGCAGAGGAAAGGAGACUUCAGUAUACAUUGAAGUUAGCACAGAAUGUUCAGAUGAGGUUUUUCAUGUAGGAAGAAAACUCCAGCAAAGUGUGGCAGAAACUACUGUAGAGUCCACAACUUUCGAGGAAGCAACAACAUAUGUUGAAAGUACCAUAAAUAGUGAAACAACAGAAAAAACUAGCUCAAGUGACAGUUCAGUCUCUGAAAUAACGGCAGCUGAAACCACUGUCCAAAUAGACAUUACAGAGGGUCACUCAACAGCUGCAGAGACAACAGCCCAAGUAGUAUCGUCUGAAUCUACCAAUGUCUCUAUUAGUGCAACAUUUGAAGCCACCACAGAUGGGGGAACAAGUGCAAUGCAGACUGAUUCAGAGACGACUGAAAAUGAAGCUACAACGUUGGUCUUUACCAGCCAGAUGGGAACAAGUAGCGAGGAAAGCACAGAUUUUGCAUCCACAGUUGAAGCAACAACAUUGUCAGUAACAACAGGUGUAAUAUCUGAAAAUGCAGACACAACAUUUGUAGAAACCUCAGUUCAAAUGGACACAACACUUAUCUUAACAUCAGAUAUAAGCACUACCGAUACUACAGGAAGUACUGUGCCUACGACUGAAGCAAGUCAAGAAAGCAGUUCAGAUGAACUGACAGGUUCUUUUACAGAGGAAGCUACAACUCUUUCUAGAACAACCAAUGCAAUAUCUGAGGAUAUAGAAACAACUUUUGAUUCUUCAACAAUACAAGUUCAGUCUACAGUUGGGAUUUCUUCAGAUAUGAGCACAAGUGAAAUAGCAACUUUAACUGAGACAACAAGUGUGUCUACAGAAGCUGUCAGUUCAGAUGCUACAAGUCAAGCUGACAUUUCUUCUAAAGUUACAACUCUAAAUAUGGGUACAACUGGAGCAAGUUCUUUGCCUGAAACAACAAGAGUGACAACCGAAACUGUCUUUUCAGAUGCAACACCUCUGGCAGAAAGCACAUCUGAUCAGGCAUCUGUGACAGAAAGUAUCGCACCGAGUCAAACUAGCCAACAAAUCCUAACACAAACAAAUGAACCUUCAAGUCCAACAGGGACUGCAGCUGAGACCACACAGACCAUGCCAGAGUCAACAUCAACAUCAGCCGUGAAUGUAGUGACAACUACUGGAGCUGAAGAGACAACUGUCCAGGCUGUUACUACCAAUGUUGAAAUUGCUUCCUCUGGAGCCACUACCCAAGAUCUCUACACUUCAGAUGGUGCUGGCUCAUCAUUAAGCAGUGUAACUACAGCUGUUCCUCUAGAAACUUCUGCAUUUUCUAUGGCAAGUCAGGUCUUGACUACAGAUAAGUCAGUGACCUCACAAAUUCAAACCACCAAUAACUUACCAUUUGUAACAUCAACCCCUGGGGAAUAUACCACUCAGAUGAGUACUUCCUCAGAGCUCUCAACUGGGACUGUUAUUCUUUCGUCUACCAUGAUUGAUGUAACUUCUGAGAAUUCUGUAACUGACCCUGAAUCAACUGUCCAAUUUAUUGAGGAUACUACCACAAGUGUUCAAGGUUCAACCACAACUGGAGGAUUGACCUCUGAUGUAUCAUCAAAAGCUUUUUCCACUUCAGGAUUCACAACCUCUGGUUUAAAUACUGGUGUAGAAACAACAGAGCCAGAAGCUCCUACAACAGAAAUCUCAACCUCUGGGUUGGGCACAAGUGCAGAAUCAACAGAGCAAGCCACAACUGAAGGAUUGACAAGCUUUGGGCUGAGUACUGGUGCAGAAACAACAGAGCCAGGAACAAGGACUACUGAGGAGGAAUCAACUGAAUCAGGAACAACAGAGGGAUUCACCUCAGAUUUGACAUCUACUGCUGUACCAACAUCAGAUAUCACAACCAAUGGUCUAACUACUGAGGAGGAGACAACUGAAUUAGGAACAACUGAGGGAUUCACCUCAGAUAUAACAUCUACUGCUCUACCAACAUCAGAUAUCACAACCAAUGGUCCAACUACUGAGGAGGAGACCACAGAAUCGGGAACAACUGAGGGAAUCACCUCAGAUAUGACAUCUACUGCUCUACCAACAUUAGAUAUCACCACCAAUGGUCUAACUACUGAGGAGGAGACAACUGAAUCAGGAACGACUGAGGGAUUCACAUCAGAUAUGACAUCUACUGAGGAGACAACUGAAGGAUUCACCUCAGCUGUUACAUCAACUUCGCUGUCAACAUCAGAUAUCACAACCAAUGGUCUAAUUACUGAGAAGGAGACAACUGAAUCAGGAACAACUGAGGGAUUCACCUCAGAUAUUACUUCAACUGGGCCGUCAACAUCAGAUAUUACCAUCAAUGGUCUAACUACUGAGGAGGAGACAACAGAAUCGGGAACAACUGAGGGAAUCACCUCAGAUAUGACAUCUACUGCCCUACCAACAUCAGAUAUCACCACAAAUGGUAUGACUACUGAGGAGGAGACAACAGAAUCAGGAACAACUGAGGGAAGCACCAAAGAUAUGACAUCUACUGCUCUACCAGCAUCAGAUAUCACAACCAAUGAUAUCACCACCAAUGGUCUGACUACUCAGGAGGAGACAACUGAAUCAGGAACAACAGACGAAUUUACCUCAGAUAUCACAUCUACUGCUCUACCAACAUCAGAUAUCACAACUAAUGGUCUGACUACUAAGGAGGAGACAACUGAAUCAGGAACAACAGACGGAUUUACCUCAGAUAUGACAUCUACUGCUCUACCAACAUCAGAUAUAACAACCAAUGCAUCAGAUAUUACCACAAAUGGUAUGACUACUGAGGAGGAGACAACAGAAUCGGGAACAACUGAGGGAAGCACCAAAGAUAUGACAUCUACUACUCUACCAGCAUCAGAUAUCACAACCAAUGAUAUCACCACCAAUGGUCUGACUACUAAGGAGGAGACAACUAAAUCAGGAACAACAGACGAAUUUACCUCAGAUAUCACAUCUACUGCUCUACCAACAUCAGAUAUCACAACUAAUGGUCUGACUACUAAGGAGGAGACAACUGAAUCAGGAACAACAGACGGAUUUACCUCAGAUAUGACAUCUACUGCUCUACCAACAUCAGAUAUAACAACCAAUGGAUGA